AUGUCGGACGGUUUUGGGUGGCGAAAAGAACGAAUUCCGAUCGAGCGACAGCCUCUCGGCGCAUUUGCAUGAGUCAUGUUUCCUUGUGCACACGUCGCUUUCCAGCCCUACAGGCAUCAUCAUUUCUCUCACCAUUGGGACUUGACGAGCUUCCACGUCUUUGGAGAACACCUCCAAGGUAUCACUCAAGUGUUUUCUACCCUCUGAGAAAACUCUCUUGCGGUCCCUUGAAAAAGCUUUCUCAAAAACUGGUUUUAAUUACAGUAACUAUAUUAAAACAUCAACGGGUGAGAUAGACUUUGGAAGAAAUCUAAGUAUUUCACACAACCGAACGACCUGAAAAAAGGUCAUGAUAAGGAAAUUGUCACUUUCGCAUUGAAUACUGUAUUUGGGCAGUUUUCCGUUUUGAUUGGACUCCUGUCACUUCUUGCUAUUAUUUUGAUGGCUGUAUUGCUGAGAAUAGAACAAUCAUAGCGCGAGUCUUUUUUAAUUGGAAAAUUAUCGGGAUCCACCUACCAAUCGUCAUAGUUAGAUGUAUCAUCGGCCUUUCGGAGGACAUGAAGAAACAUCUUUUCGAUUCAACUUUUGCAAUAAUUUUUCAUGUGAAACGAUUUUUUUCUAUUUCAGCUUCAAACUUUACACUCAUCAAAAUCGAAUUGAUCAAAAAGUAACCGAUAUCUGCUGCCUCCUGUAUUUCUCUCUUUUCUGAUGCCUACUUAACAAGGAAUUUGCUUUUCUAUGAUUAAUGAUUUUCGAAAUAAAAAGACCUUUCACCUGAAAGUUUUGAUUAAACUCCCCAUUAUCAAAGUGUCAGAAGUGAGUCACUCAGUUCGCCCUAUUUCGGCAGGUUUUUCUUUCUUUUUUUUGUUCAUUUUUUGUUUAUUUUCACGUAUUUUUUGAUUUUUUUUUUUAAAUUUCAGAAUUUGAAAGUUUCUGGCUCUUAUUCAAAUUCAAAUCGUUUCAUUAAAUGAAGAAAUUGAGGUACAAAUUUUUGUAACUUUUUUUUGUUGCGAAAAUCGAGCUUUAAUAUUUCGAUAAAUAUUAUUUCAAGACCAAAUUAUCAAUAAAUUCAACUUAAUUUAUAAUUUUUCAUUUUUUUAUUUUUUUAGAAUUUUUUUGAGAAAUAUGUUUUUUUCCAAAUUCAUUUCAUAAAGGAAUGAAUCAUUCAGAUCCAAGGGCCUAAAAAGAAUCCACCAAAGGCCUUGGACUCUUUACUUCACCGGAAAUCGAUACCGAAAAGCAAUUGCCCCUUCAACCGUCUCUCCUCGGCACAAUUAUGCGCGGCCUUCGAGUAAUGUCGUCAUGAAGAGAGUUUUUAGUCUCAACGACUCCUGAAACUCAAGACCAAGGACGUUUCUUUCUCUAGCAGCUUAAGAACUCUUAGGAACUCCUAUUGAUGAACAAAACCAGAAGAUAACGUGCUGAAGAAGCUUUAAAGAAAGUUUAACCAAGAACCAAAUUCAUAAAAGAAUAACUUUCCCUCAUCUAAAAUCAUUUUUGUUUAGGGCAUGAAAAUAUUCUUGAGAAACAGAUGGGAAAGCUCCCAAAUAUACUGGGAGAAAGUCGAGAAAAGCAAUUUAUAAAUCGUCCUACAGCCCGAGAAAAUAAAGCUUGAUAGCUAUAUUUCUUGGAUCUUCAAACGAUAUGAAGAGUUCUAGGCUUAUUAUUUGAGAAUCUUAAGUUUCAAGUUAUAUCACCCCUAAUGAAGUUUCCUAAAAAAAAUUCUUUGAAAUUAGAUAUAUCAUUGGAUUGCUACUGUUUCAACUGCAAAUUACUGUGCUGCAUUUUCAGACUUCUCAAUGAUCCAAGCUACUCAAUGUUUUAGUCCUAAUAAUAAUUCAAACGUGGACCUACGACCACAGACCUAACCGAUCAAUCAAUAGUAUGAAUCUGCUGUAAAUGUUUGCGUGCGCCUUGUUUUUAAAUCUCGAGCUGAAGGCAAAAAGCGAUGGAAACAGAAAAAUGAACGGACGCAAGGGCUCCGGCGUGUUGUAAUUUCUCUGUGGCGUCUCGGUUCCUGCCUGGAGGCGCUUCCUCCGUCUCACGGGCAUCUGAUUCUGCGCUGUCUGUUUUAUAGGUAGUCCGAGUCACAGGCUCGACCUCCAACAGCUCAAUAUACGACAUCCCUGAACUUUAUUGGCCCUUCACGUCUCGUUCCAAUUAAUCUUAAUCUUUUAACGUUUCACGCUUCUUAACUGUUUCAACGUUCAUUUUGUCAUUUUCCCGAUUUCAGAGGUACUGCCGACGCCAAACUCAGUCGCGAUCUUUGUCGACGCCCGUCAUGUACGCCGGAAACCCCAUUCUUGACGUUUGUAGUUCUAUAUUCCCGGUGUUGCGCAAGAAGAAAAUUAUUUCGUUAUCACUUUGUAACCUCGAGGAAUAGGUCCUUAACUAGUUUCAAUCGAUCAAAUCAUUUAUUUUGUUGUUUUAGUCAGAUAUAAUCGACAAGAACUUUUAAAGCUAUAACAAACAACCGCCUUUGGCGAACUAGAAGUCCUAGCGUGUAGUCGAAAGAGUGGAAAGCAUGGUCUUACUUUUCUCGCCUCGAUCUUCUGCGCGUAGUCCGUUCAGUCGUAAACAAAAACUUCCUGGCUCCUAAAAUGACGGCUCAAUAUUGAUCUUUUUCACAUUUUUCAGUUGAAUUUUCCAAAAAUUUAGUUUAUUACUGGAUCUCGUUGCUUCACUAUAGGUUUCUUUCAUUUGUUUCAUUGUGCUUUCAUUUUCGAAAAAUAGUAGGUGGUUUUUUUAGGUAAAGUUAACAAAUAAUGGAAAGUUUUAAAUGACACAAAAUGUUGCUUUCUUUCUUCAUGUGGAACCUAUUUAGAUAUCGGAUUUCUCAUUUGGAAUCAUUUCUUAUUUACAGGAGAUCAAGAAGGGGUUUAAGCUGCGGCCGACAAAAACUGUCGACAAAUCCAAGCCAAUCAUAUAUGCUGAAGGUGAAGAUGAAUCCGAAGUUGCACCGACUAAGCGGCCGCCUCCGUCUGGCAUCGCUCCGCCAGGAACAUCGACAGUUCCUAAGCCAGUCGUUCCCAAUGGCUUCAUACCACCUCCGAUUCCGUCAGGAGCUGGCGGAAUCCCUCCUUGUCCUCUUCCAGCUGGAGGAAUACCACCGCCUCCGCCAAUGAUGCCUGGUCGAAUUCCUCCGCCGCCACCACCAAUGCUGAUCGGAGCCCCACCACCGCCGCCAGCAAUGGGAGCUCCACCUCCGCCGCAAAUUCAAAGAGCUAAAAGUCCACUGAAUCCAGCGCUGGCUAAGCUCGGCGGCAAGAAUCCGCACACAGUUGACCAUGGGGCACUGCUCAAGGGAAUCCAAGGCGGUUUCGCUCUCCGCAAAACCAUCACCAACGACAAGUCCGGCCUGGUCGUCGACGAUGAAAUGCGCGAGAAGAGUGUGACGCUAGUCGAGCGGGCACCUUGCGAACUCAUUCCACAGACGCCGGAGCGCAGUCGAAGCCCCGUUCCCCAACGACCGCAUUCUUCUCUCGGCUUUUCAUCUGACGACAGCAGGUUUGCCUUUUUGAAUAGUGUAAGACACAGAAAGAGGCUUUUAAUCGACGCCUUGAGCCGACUGGAACCAAAAUACGUUCAUCGAACUUCAAAUGACAGUUAUUGUAGGAAAGUACCGGCUAUUCGAGGAUUCCUCUCUUUUGCGGAAAAAAAACAAAUUGUAUUCGCUUCAACAAAAGGGGGAACUGAGCGCAAGAUAAUGAAUACUUGAAUGGAGAUUUUUAUUUCUCCUGAAAAGUUAUUCAUAAAUUUUCAAAGAAAAAAAAAAGCUUGAGUCCGAAUUCCAUACGAUGAGAAAUUAUUUUUCAAAAUUGUUGAAUAGAUCGAACGCACUUAGUCAGAACUUGAUGGAAUGUUGACCGUUUGUGGAAUUUUAGGCUGAAUCUUUCAAAGAUUCAAAGAAAAUAUCAAGGAUUUCAAGAAAACAAUUUCCAGGUUUAAAUCAACCUACAUUCCACCGGUUAAACGAGACGAUUCGCCCGAGCAACUUCUCGGACAACGUCGUCCGAUAGUGAUGCGCCGCAAAGGAGAGCCGCCUCCGCCGCCCCCAGAAUGCGGUUUCGAUUCGCAGUCUCUGAAAGUCACCGCCGACGACAUCAACAAGGAGAUCAAGAAGGGGAGCGUCGCGUCGAAGAUGGCUGCUCUCAUGGGCAACAUGGGUUUCUCUCAAGGUCCUCUAUUUUUUUUUCUUUAUUCUUUCUUCGGCGUUUAAGUGAUGUUCAAUUUUUGGUCUAACAGUUAAUGUCCUCACUUUUCUCUUGAUGCAAGUAUAAUCCGCAAAAGUCCGAUCUGAAACAUAAAUUUAACGAGAGUGUCUAAUCAAGCUGAAAUUUGAGAAAACGAGCAGGCAGUUCACUCGUUAUAUUCAAGUAUCGCUCUAUUUGAACUUCUAUUUCCAUAAUUAUCAGUGAGAGUUGAACGGCAGCUUGAGUCUAAAUAUCUUAUUCAAACGACUUUUCGAAAUUCAACGUCAUUGGACACUUUUUUGGAACAAAUUUAUUACAAAAACACAUGUUUGUUCAUAGAAUUUUGCGCACUACUGUUUGUUUUUAAUUGAUUCGAUUUUUUUCAAUAAAAUUUGAUUAGAUUUUUCAAAAGAUUUGAAAAAGUCUGAAAAAGAAUUUUUACCAACCAAAAAAACAACAAUGAGAUUCGUUAUUGAUGUCUUUAUUGGAAAUUGAGCUCAUAUUUGAAAUCUCAGAUCAAAUACCUCAAGGCGGCACGAUACCGAGAGCAACCUUCCGGCCAAGUCCAGUUCGCAGUAGCUUCCUUUCUGAGGUAAAGCUUGAUUUCCUUAACUUGAAAAACACCAUGAUUUUUUUCAGGUGAACAACAACAACAAACAGGACGAAAAACCGAAGCCGGUUUCAAAAUGGGCUCCUGUCGACACGAGCCACGGGUUGAGAACGGCCAGUCGAGGUGCAUUGAAUAGUUGAUUAAUCAAAAAAAUCAAGAUUUCAAAGAGUAUUCACCUAUUCAUCCAGUUAGAACUAUUUUCAUAUAGUUUCUUUUGCGAAAAAGGGUAUUUUUCCAUUUAAGAUAAGUUAAAAUAAAGUUUUUUUAAAUUUUUCUUUUUGCUUUUUACGCGUGAUUACUACUACAGAUAUCUAUAGAUCUUUUGAUUUGGCCCUUUUUUUUCAAUAUUCGUAUUGUAGUUCAGGCUCAUAAGCGUAAAACGGCGUUCGAAGUCUUAAAAGCUGAAAAAAAGCCUAGCCGAAAACAUAGAUAUAAAUAAUCUGUGGAAAUAAAAAACUAGAAAUGUUUCGAAUGAAUCAAGAAAAAGAUUACAGCAAACGUUCCGGUGGUGAAGGACGACCGGGCUAUCUCAGUGACGCGCGACCGAAGUUCAUCCUGGCUGGAUCAGCCCCGACCGAGCCUAGACCGUGCCCGAACCCAAAGUCCCACUCCGUUCUCGGCUCGACAGCCGUCUUCCGACUCUGACUUCGACAUGGAACUCGAUCCCGAAGAAGAGUAUGAAGACGAGGAAGAAGUCGAGGUCGUCGUCGUCGCCCCGAAAGUCGUCGAGAAGCCUCCGCCGCCCAAGCCGGCCCCUGCUCCCACCCCUUCGUUCGCUUCAACGUUCUCGUCACGGAGAGGCAAUAAAGUUCCAGAUCCCAUCACCGUAAAGUCAGUUCUGAAUUCAUAGAGGUUUAAGAAAGGUUCGAUGUCUCGUUUUCCGAAAUUUCGAAAUUGAAAGUUUUCCGAAAUUCUUCUCGGACAAACUCCUGAUAGCUCUCCCGAAGUAUUGGUCGUUGAAAAAAGAGAACUCAAAGAGUAUAAUAUUUUUUUACAACGCCGAAACUUUGAUAAGAUUGUUUUCGACCAUUCUUUUCAAUUUUUUGCAAACUUUUUGUCUUUUUUUCUAAAUGAAUGUAGUUUUCUGAUUUUUUUUUUUUUGUAUUUUCCGAUUACUCAUUAAACUAUACUGAAAAAAGGUAUUAAAUUGUUUUCCUCCCGGGGUUCUAUAGAUCUAAUACCAGUUUCAAAAUUUUCAGGACAGACUUUUCGUCACCGGCUCAAAAACCAUCCAAACCGACGCCGGUCAUCCAGGAAACUCCGCCGACUCCGGCUGGAAAGAAAACUUACUCAUACUCGAACACUAGGAGUACCGCCACCACUUCCAACAACGUUAGGUACAUCUUUCAUUUAAUUUUUUCUUUCGACAUCUGAUUCUCUUUUUCAGGCCGUCAACUCCCGAAACGAUGCCGUCUCCGAUUUCUACACAGUCUUCGGCUCCUUCUCCGUCUUCGUUGUCCGCCGGCAGCGCUUCGCCGGAGUCGGUCCCCAAAAAGAAGACCUUUGCGAAUCCUGCCUUUGAAAAGGUACUUCUGUUCUGGGGAGUUCGAGAAUUUAGGAAUUGAAGUCCGGUUAGAGGAAUGGUCUACUAUUUUUUUGAACAUGACUUUGUCUUCAGAAGAACUGACUCAUCGUCAAAAUUCGUUCCAGUUUAAUUAUUCGAAAAAAUGCUCAAGGAAUGCCUUCUCAAUUCAUAUUUGGUGAAUUUCUAAAUUUGAAGGUUACAAGGUAACUAUUAUAAUGGGAACUUUAAAAAAAAAUCGCAAUCUUCAAAACUUCUAAAUUCCGAUGAAGGGAUUAUUCAAAUUUAUUUUUCCUUCCAUUCUCUUUACGUUCUCUUUACGGAACUAGGGAUUCUACCGGUUGAACUUUUUGAGAAACGUUGCUUUUCUAAUUAGAAUUUUUCUAUUUUGCUCACCAGGAAACGUUUUUUACCAACCGGUGGGUAAAAAACGUACCCUAGUUAGUGAUAAGGCAAGGCAAAAUGUUACAGACGAAGGAGAAGUGGGGUGCAGCGGUCGUGGCCGAGGACUCAUCGGCAAACGUAACGCGACCCUACUUGCUCAAAGAAUCGACGACACCGGAACGGUCGACGGCCAACGAAGUCAAGGCAAGAAAAGCGUCUGUCGCUACAGACAACGCAACGACGCCGAAGACGACGGCAGCGGAGGCGAAAGGCGCCGCUGCCGUCGCCAAAGCCAAAAGUGGCAAAGGAGCUUCUCAGCCCAAGAAGCACUCACCCUCACCGCCCACUAACAGUUCCACGGCUUCACACACAAGCACAGUCGCUGCUGCUCCGGUCGCAACUCUCAAGAAAACGCCUCGAGCUGCCGCGGCGACCACGACUCAGAAAAAGUCUGAACUCGCCGGCGGAUCGAUCCGCGAUCGCGCCAACAAGUUUCGCGAGUCUCUGAAGGCCGACGAAGAGAAGGGUCGCAAGUCGCCAGCUCCGCAGGUUAACAACACUGCUUUGCACUGUCUUAUGUUCUUAAAACUAAGUCUCUCAUGUAUGGUAUUACGCAAAAAAUUAGUUGUGGCGAAAAUAUCGAUGGAAACUUUCGAGCUGUCUUUUUACAAAAGCUUUUGAGCUAAUUUUGAACAAAUGAAUUCAGAAAUGAACAAAGAGAGAUGGCUUCAAAAGUGUUUCCCUGUAAGGUAUUUUUAAUUUUUUUUUUUUUCAAUUUGUGUGAUACUUUUUUUUAAAGUUUAUCGCUGCUUUAAGUUUCCACUAACAGUUUUAAUACUUUUUUCCUCGAACAUAACUUUAAUUCUGUUAUUUAUUAACAACACGUUAUUAGUGUGUUUUACUAAUUGGUGGAAUCGUUCGAGUUGAAAUUUAUGCUUUUUCUUAUCAACUUAUGAGGUUCAAGCUUCAACGAGUUGAAAAAGACUUGAGAAUUUUUCACAGCUAUUUUCUCUACUAUCACAUAUGCUGGCUUCUGGAAGAGAGCUAUUUUCGUUAUGAAACACUGAAAAAUUGUUUUCAAGUCAAAUAUAUCAUAACAUAUAGUCUGUGUACCACGACUUGGAAUUUCAUCGAACGACAUUCCGCUGUUCCGCUGCAUGCUCGGCCGCUUUUAAUUUUCAACUUUACUUAAGAACUCGACCAACACGUGUUCCUAGUGAAAAAUUCCAUCUAUCAGAAAUGAGAACCAAUUCAAAGCGAUACCGAGGCUCGCAAAGACGCUUCGCGACACAGCGGAACAGCGGAAUGUCGUUCGGUGAAAUUCCAAGUCUUGGCACACAGACUAUAACUAAUGGGAAAAAUUUCAGUUUUUUUUUUAUUCAAGUCAUCUAUCUCCUAUGUCUAGAAAGGACUCCAGUUCUCUACUAUCUAUUCUGACUGCUGAUCAAUUUUUCUUUUCAAUUGAAAACCUAAAAUUACUCCAAAAAGUCAAUAUAUCGCCGUUUUACAAAAAACUGUCAAAAACAGAAACAAGAACACAAAUAGCCUCGUUUCUGUGUGGGUUGAGCAUGGUUUGAUGUUUUCAGCCGUCACGUGUGGUGAACGUGCCGAUCUCGGCGCCAUGGCACCGCCGACAGUCGGUGACGUCGCCUUCCUCCGGUGACUACUUCAGUGACUGCUCGCCGGUAGGAGCGCCGUUGCGCCGCAGCUUCGCCGCCGACGGCAGGUCGUCUUCCGUGACUUCUCCUCUGACAACCACGUCUCAUUUUGAUUUGCCUUAUCGGGUGAGCAUGGGUUUUUCGUGAAUGUUUGCUCAAACGCACGCAUCAAAGAUCAAAGUCGCUGAAUUCAAACUGCGUUCAAAUUACAAUUUUUGAAGAUUUUCUGUUGAAAACUUAUGAUCGUAAGGUAGGAAUGAAAUUUCAAAAUUUCAAUGUUUUGUUGAAAUGGUUUCUAAAUGUAUGAAUUUGGGCAUUAUCGGCAUUUCCUGCGCCAAAAAUCAGGUUUCAGUGAUACUAGGAGUAUUUGUUUCCUUAUAAUCUGUAGAAAUAGUCAUGUCAUUGCUGACUCGUAAAUGACAGCUGUUUGCUCAAAUGUUAACUAUAAGAAACAGAUACUUUUUUUUCGUUUAAAUUAGAAAUAUCAAAAAGAGAAGAUAUUGAACAGACCGCAGCAUCCAAAAAAUCGAUUUCACUAUUUUUGACCAUUUUAAUUUUACACUGGUAAAUCGGGAGGUUGUACAAGUAGGUACCUUCAAUCGGCGUAUAGUAAUCGGUGGUCGUUUAUAUGCGGCCGGGUACAACCUCUAUGGCACCUAGAUAAUACUGGAGAGCUAUCGCGGGUUUGAUUUCUGACGAGCGUAUGCAUACCGGUACCAUGAAAGUAGCUAAUCGAGAGCUACCUCACAAGCGGUCGCUACCCGGUAUCUACUUGCAUCGACCUCCCGAUUCACCUUUGUAUUUUUUUCAUUUUUUGUAUUUUAUACAAAAUUUCCAUUCUAUCGAAUUUCAGUUUAAUUUUUUUAUUUUGCUUCCUCGAGUUUAGGCGAACUCAAAAGAAAUUUGCUUGGCAGACAGGAAAAGUCAGUAGGUAGACGGGAAUUGAUUUCGCCGUGCCGCCCUGGUUCUUUGUGUCUUACUCGCUGCGUAAGCGCAUCCUAGCAACAAAUCCUGGGAGACUGCGAAAGUGCAGUGGAAACGUUUUUCUUCUAGAUUUCCCAUCGAAAGAAGAAAGAGUGAUAUAGUUGGUGAUGGGCUUUCACUCCUUGACCCAAGUUCAAAAUACAGUUUAUUAUUUUUUUAACAGGAAAAUAAACGAUUUUGAACAGCUGAGAAAUUAGAAGAAAUUGGAGCAGUGCAAUCCAAUCCGUCGAAUGAAAUUGACGCCUAGCAGAGGCAGCUGCGCGAGAAAAAAAAAGCGCGUCGAUUUUUCCGAAGUAUAAAUUUGCUCAACGAUCGAAAAAGGAUUGAGGAAAAAGGACUUUGUUUGCAACGAUUAUAAUGAAAUUUUUCUCACAAAAGACUGAAGGCGAUGUUUUGAAUGCAUGUUAAAAGAUAAUUUUUGCGUGUUUUUGAAUUCAUAAUCAUUUUGUGAGUGAUGUCAGUAAAGUGAGCGUGAAAACCGAUGUUUCACAGCAUGACUCCUUGAACGCCUGAGCCAAUUUUCCCAGAUCCAUAAUUUGAAAAUGAAAGCACAGUUCAUUGCAGCGGCCCACUCAAAAAUCAAAAAUGAACGAUUCCUCGACCUAGUUCGGGAGAAAAAAUUCAAAGAGAAUGGGGAUACAUCGUUAGAAAUGAAAAAUGAGAAAACUCAACUCAUCAUACGUAUGUGCUAAGAAACCGCAGUGGGAGUCUGUGAAAAUUUCUGACUAGGGUAUGGUCUCCCCUGCUUAUCGAGUUGAGAAUUGAGACUAUAUGGGUUUGAUAGGCCUGGGUAAGAGUUCAAAAAUAAAAUUCUGCUAAACCCCAUAGGCGACCGAGGGAAAGCUUUUUGAUCGUUUCAAGACCCUUUUCUCGAAAGUUCAAGCCGGUCGUGAAUCGCUAUGAUUUCAAAAGUCCCGCUGCGACCAGAGUGCUUAACCUGAUAAGAUACUCGAAGAAUUGGCUCAAGCGUUUCAUGAAUGAACUAUCUUUUUGAGACGACUCCAUAUUUGACGAAAGAAUGAGCUUGGCUUCAGGGGGACAACUACUCGAUUCACCCCUCGCAGUUGCGUGACGCCUACCGCUUCGACAUCAACUUGGCACGGGAUGUGCCGAUCUCAAUCAGUCGGCGAUAA
Molecule: messenger RNA, 10484 nt
Organism: Caenorhabditis auriculariae
Lineage: Eukaryota; Metazoa; Nematoda; Chromadorea; Rhabditida; Rhabditidae
Source: the annotation of a GenBank genome assembly